Messenger RNA from Corapipo altera (White-ruffed manakin), 1751 nucleotides. It is a transcript of the gene EXOSC4, whose product is annotated as exosome component 4. Gene Ontology annotation, biological process: nuclear mRNA surveillance; rRNA catabolic process; poly(A)-dependent snoRNA 3'-end processing. Gene Ontology annotation, cellular component: cytoplasmic exosome (RNase complex); nuclear exosome (RNase complex); nucleolus. The transcript has 4 exons. Lineage: Eukaryota; Metazoa; Chordata; Aves; Passeriformes; Pipridae. The record is from RefSeq and is a predicted model, not a curated record. The coding region runs from base 41 to 796 and encodes 251 amino acids.
CCCACGUGGGAGCGGGAGCGGCACCGGCGCCGGUCCCGGGAUGGCGGGGCUGGAGCUGGUGUCCGACGCGGGGUUUCGGGCCGACGGGCGCCGCCCGGACGAGCUGCGCAAGGUGCGGGCCCGGCUGGGGGUGCUGGCGCGGGCCGACGGCUCGGCCUACCUGGAGCAGGGCAACACCAAGGUCCUGGCGGCCGUGUACGGCCCGCACGAGGUCCGAGGGUCCCGGGCCAAGGCCCCCCCUGACCGGGCUCUGCUGAGCUGCCGCUGCAGCUCGGCCCCGUUCGCGGGGGGCGGGGAGCGGCGCCGGAGACCCCCCCAGGGGGACCGGAGGUCGGGGGAGCGGGCGCUGCUGCUCAGGGGGGUCCUGGAGGGGGCCGUGCUCACUCACCUGUACCCCCGCUCCCAGAUCGACGUGCACGUCCAGGUGCUGCAGGCGGACGGGGGCGAGCUGGGUGCCAGCGUGAGCGCGGCGGGGCUGGCGCUGCUGGACGCGGGGGUGCCCAUGCGGGGGGCGGUGGUGGCCGGUUCCGCCGGGCUGGCCGAGCCCCCCGCGGGGCCCCCCCUGGCCUUGGCCGACCUGAGCGCGGCCGAGGAGGCGGCUGGGGGGCCCCGGCUCGUGGUGGCCACGCUGCCGGCCUCGGGCCACCUGUCCCUGUGCCAGCUCAGCGCCCGCCUGCACCAGGAGCGGCUCCAGCCCGUGCUGGACAUGGCCCAGCGCGCCUGCGAGGGGCUGCACGCCGUGCUGGACGGCGUGGUCAGGGACAGGCUGAGGAGGGACACGGCCUUGAACGAGUGACCGAGGUGGGGACACGCCAUGGGGAUGCCACGGGGACAAUGGGGACAUUGGGGACAAUGGGGACACCGGGACGUGGCCCAGCGCGCCUGCGAGGGGCUGCACACCGUGCUGGGCACCGUGGUCAGGGACAGGCUGAGGAGGGACACGGCCAUGGCUGAGUGACCAGCGCUGAGGGACACCAUGGGGACACCACCGGGACACCACCGGGACACCACUGUGGCUAAAUGACUGACCCCAGGGACACCCCCAGGACACCGGGACACCACCAUGAAUGAGUGACCAAUGCUGGGGACACCACCAGGACACCACUGUGGCUAAAUGACCAACCCAGGGACACCCCCAGGACACCGGGACACCACCGUGAAUGAGUGACCAAUGCUGGGGACACCACCAGGACACCACUGUGGCUGAUGACCAACCCUGGGGACACCACCAGGACACCACUGUGGCUAAAUGACUGACCCCAGGGACACCCCCAGGGCACCAGGACACCACCGUGAAUGAGUGACCAACCCUGGGGACACCACCAGGACACCACUGUGUCUGAGUGACCAACCCAGGGACACCACCUUGGCAGUGGCCAGCCUGGGGGACACCACCAUGGCAGAGUGACCAACAGGGACACCAGCAACGGGGGGACAUUGGCGACAGCACAGUGCCAUGGCUGACUGACCCCUGGGGACACCACAGUGACCGACUGACCCCUGGGGACACUGCGGUGACCAACAGACCCCACAGACACUGCGGUGACCAACUGACCCCUGGGGACACCACAGUGACCAAGUGACCCCCGUGGACACCGUGGUGACCGAUUGACCCCUGGAGACACCAGGACCCCGUGCUGGCCAGCUGAGCCCUGGGGACACCGUGUGACCAACUGACCCCUGGCACUGGUGGCAGGACCCCGCGCUGGCCGAGUGACUGAGGGGGGUGUGGCUGUGGCAAUAAACCCUGG